Messenger RNA from Gadus chalcogrammus (walleye pollock), 1416 nucleotides. RefSeq names its product 5-hydroxytryptamine (serotonin) receptor 3A (gene htr3a). Bases 1 to 1416 code for a protein of 471 amino acids. The record is from RefSeq and is a predicted model, not a curated record. Gene Ontology annotation, biological process: nervous system process; signal transduction; regulation of membrane potential. Gene Ontology annotation, molecular function: transmembrane signaling receptor activity; neurotransmitter receptor activity; extracellular ligand-gated monoatomic ion channel activity. Lineage: Eukaryota; Metazoa; Chordata; Actinopteri; Gadiformes; Gadidae. The transcript is spliced from 9 exons. Gene Ontology annotation, cellular component: postsynaptic membrane; synapse; neuron projection.
AUGGUUUUGGACCAGCGAGCCAGCAGCACAGAACAGCAGCUUGAUGCUUCUGUAAACACAGUUAAAAAGAUUGGCAACAGCAUGGGACGAUUUGCCAAUGCCACCUUGGUGCGUCUGUCCGAGUUCCUGAGCGCUGGGUACAAGAAAGGCGUUCGACCCGUGAAGGACUGGCGCGACUCCACCUCGGUGGCGAUCGACCUCAUGAUUUACUCCAUUCUCAACGUGGAUGAAAAGAACCAGGUGUUGACAACGUACAUCUGGUACAGGCAGGCAUGGACUGAUGAAUUCAUGGUCUGGAACCCAGAGGACUUUGAUGAGGUGAAACAAGUCUCUAUUCCAACUGCCAAUGUGUGGGUGCCGGACAUACUGAUCAACGAGUUCGUAGACGUGGGCAAGUCCCCGGAUAUUCCCUACGUCUACGUGACCCACGAGGGCCUGGUGAGCAACUACAAGCCCAUCCAGGUGGUCACCGCCUGCACCCUCAACAUCUACAACUUCCCCUUCGACGUCCAGAACUGCAGCCUGACCUUCCAGAGCUGGCUCCAUACCAUCAAAGACAUCAACAUCACACUAAUGCGGAGCCCCCAGGAGCUGAAGGAAGACCACAGCCUGUUCAUGAACCAGGGCGAGUGGGAGCUGCUCCACGUGCUGUCCGCCUACAAGUCCUUCAGCCUGGACAACGACGACUACUACGCCGAAAUGAAGUUCCACGUGGUGAUCCGGAGGCGGCCGCUCUUCUACACGGUGAACCUGCUGCUGCCCAGCAUCUUCCUGAUGGUGAUGGACAUCGUGGGCUUCUACCUGCCCCCCGACAGCGGGGAGAGGGUCUCCUUUAAGGUGACGCUGCUGCUGGGCUACUCCGUCUUCCUCAUCAUCGUGUCUGACACGCUGCCCGCCACCGCCAUCGGAACCCCCCUCAUAGGCGUGUACUUCGUGGUGUGCAUGGCGCUGCUGGUGAUCAGCCUGGCCGAGACCAUCAUCAUCGUGCGCCUCGUGCACAAGCAGGACCUGCAGCGGCCCGCUCCCGACUGGCUGAAGCGGCUGGUGCUGGAGAAAGCCCCCGUCCUCUUCUGCAUCCACACCAAGCACCGCCUGUGCUCCAUGCUGUCCACGCACUCCUCCUCCUCGUCCUCGUCCUCGUCCUCCUCCUCCCAGGCCGCCUCCGACCUGGAGCGCUUCAAGGAGCCCGGCUAUGGGAGAGGUGAGCCCGUCCCGCCGGUGGUGGACAACAUCCUGCAGGAGGUGACCUCCAUACGCCACUUCCUGGAGAAGAGGGACAAAUGCCGGGAGGUCGCCAAGGAGUGGCUGCAGAUCGGCUACGUGCUGGACGUGCUGCUGUUCCGGGUCUACUUGGUUGCCAUGGUGGCGUACAGCAUCACGCUCGGCACCCUGUGGUCGGUGUGGCAGAUCGUCUGA